AUGGAAUCGCUGCUGUCGUGGGUUGCCAACGAGGAAAAUCUUACCCGAAUCGCUGAGGGUAAAACUAAAGUGAUCUAUAAAAUCAAAGGGAAUGAGGAGUUUGUGCUGAUCCGCUCGAAAGAUCAACUGACAGCCUUUAAUGCGGCUCGCAAAAAUGACUUGGAGGGCAAAGCGGCAAUCGCCAAUAAGACCACCGUGAAUGUUUUUAAACUUCUGAAAGAGAUAGGCAUUGUAACCCAUUUUGUCACAGCUGCAAGCAAUUGCGAAUUUAUUGCCAGGCAAUGUAAAAUGAUUCCCAUUGAAUGGGUGGCCAGACGUAUAGCCACUGGAUCGUUCCUCAAGCGAAACCCUGGCGUUCCAGAGGGAUAUCGGUUCAGCGAGCCAAAGAUUGAGACUUUCUACAAGGAUGACGCCAACGACGAUCCACAGUACUCCGAUGAGCAGAUUUUGUGCUCCAACUUCGAAUUCAAUGGAGUGAAAAUUGGCAAACCUGAGAUCAACUUGAUGAAACGCAUGACGUCAGUGAUUUUCAAGGUGCUUGAGAGAUGCUGGGCAAGGCAUACCUGCUCUCUGGUUGAUAUGAAAGUUGAAUACGGUGUUACUUCGAAAGGCGAAAUUGUGCUAGCAGAUGUGAUCGAUAACGAUUCGUGGAGAGUUUGGCCACUUGGCGAUCGUCGUCUUCAACUCGACAAGCAAGUCUACAGCCCUGCGUUCCAGGUAAUGGAGACGACCUUUCUUUUUUCAACCCCACCGCGUUGUCGCGCCCUGAUCAUCAUGGGAUCACCGACUGAUCAAGCGCACUGCGAGAAAAUCGCAAUGGGAUGUCGAUCGCUCGGAAUCACGCCCAUUCUUCGUGUCAGCUCCGCCCACAAGACAACAUGUGAAACGCUGGACAUCGUCGCAGAAUAUGAUGACGAUGAGACUCCCACAAUAAUCAUCGCCGUUGCAGGACGAUCAAACGGCUUGGGACCGGUGCUUGCUGGGAAUUUCACUUUACCUGUAAUCAACUGCCCACCUUUAACCGAUGACAAUAUGACGAACGAUAUCUGGUCAUCAUUGAGAAUGCCUUCCGGAUUGGGAUGUUCAACUGUUCUUGGAGCAGAUGAAGCGGCCUUAUGUGCUGCUAAGCAAAUGGCUCGGUAUGAUCACAUGGUAUUCGGCAGGAUCCUUGCAAUGCAGCUGAACAAUGCUAUUAAACUUUUGAAAGCUGACAAGAGUGGCGUCUGA
Cooperia oncophora is the source of this 1227-nucleotide messenger RNA. NCBI's taxonomy places the organism in Eukaryota, Metazoa, Nematoda, Chromadorea, Rhabditida, Trichostrongylidae. The record is from the annotation of a GenBank genome assembly.